AAUAAUGGUACGUUUCACAUUGUCUCACGUAAGUCUUUAGCUGGACGUCGUCCCACGAACUACAUACUUAAUAACUAACGCAAUAUGUGGUCAAAACUCCUAGAAAAGCACGGUCUUGCUGGAAUCGGUGGAGAUAAAAGACACGAAAUUUCACCAUCCCGGGAAAGGUAUGAAAUUAGAGAAUUUCGAGGAAAUAAUAAGGAACGGAAUCUCCCCCCAACGCCACCACCCCGCCCCAAAAGAGAGACCCAAUUUCCGAUUCAAUAUCGAAAAGGAAAGGAAACGACGAUUCGGAAAAGUUUCUCGGUUUUCUUGCAACUCGUUUUAUUUCUCCAAUAUGCCAUCCUUCUUCCCAGCCUGACUGCUUCUUUCUUCCUAAAGCUUGGAUGGAGUGCAAAUAUUCCGGAAAUCGUGUCACAUUCGAAUACAACAAUAAUGUGUCAGUGUGACAUGAUGUACAGCGAUCCCUUCGUCCUUGACGCUACUUGGGAUUGGGAGGCCAUAAAACCCGUGGUUGACGGAAUUACAAAUUUUUUAGUGGCAUUUCUUGUCAUGAUUUUCCUGGUGACAAUUUUCUCCUUGGUGUAUAUUCGAUCACACAACAUUUACCCCAUAAUUCUCACUUUAGCGGUGUGGGUCCUGUGUGUAAUUUAUGUGCAGAAAAAUUGGUCGUCAGACUCGUGGGCAAAUUUGGAAUACUACUUGGGCGUUGAUUCUGUCACAUUGGCGACAAGGCCGCUAGUUAAAGUUUACUUUGAAUGAUUUUUAGCCUAAUGCUGAAUAUGUGCGUUUAGAAUUUGAGUGAAAAUAAAGUAAAUGCUGAUACACUUA
This is a messenger RNA of Folsomia candida, 831 nucleotides long. RefSeq lists its product as uncharacterized. Bases 85 to 762 code for a protein of 225 amino acids. Lineage: Eukaryota; Metazoa; Arthropoda; Collembola; Entomobryomorpha; Isotomidae. The record is from RefSeq and is a predicted model, not a curated record. The transcript is spliced from 4 exons.